GGAGAGAAGCUACAUCAACACGAACUGACUCUUAUUUUACUUAUUUGUAGAGGAGGAAGCGUCAGGGAACGUCCUCUGGUCUGAACACAGUUUAGUGAAGAAAAAGUCAUUUUAGUGUGUUUGUCCUCCAAAGAUGCUGUGGAUUCUGUUCUUCAUCUGUCUGAUUGGAAGGCUGUGUGCAAAUGUGGACAAAAUUUCACCCACAGAUUACUGCAACACACCAGACAUAAAGCUGAGGGACAAGAGAGCAUACCAGUCUACAACCUAUGACAGUUGGUUUCUAGGACAGCACCCUGCUGACAGAGCCUUUGAUGGGGAUCAAUCAACAUGUUCUUACACUGAGUAUCAGACCAAGUCCUGGUGGACUGUAGACCUGCAGGAUGUUUACAACAUUACCUGUAUCUCUAUUUGGAAUAAGGACAAAUGGCUUGACUCUUCGAACAUAUCAGGUGCCAAGAUCUACAUCGGGAACUCUCGUCAGAACAACGGCACCAACAACAAGCUUGUCCGAAACAUCACAAACUUCAGAACAGGCCACAAUAAUGUCUAUAAGUUUCCUUCAUCAGUGUUGGGGCAAUACGUCACUGUGAUCAUACCAGAAACAAAAUAUAUGGCUCUGUGUGAAGUGAAAAUCACUGGCACAAAAAUGGUUUCACCUUUUCUACUGAUUGACCAAAACAAGACCUGGGAAGAAGCUCUGAACUACUGCAGAGAUAACCACAGCGAUCUGGCCUCCAUCUUGGAUGAACAGAUGCAGACCUUUGCUGAAUUGGAGGUUGAGAAAGCCAAUAGUCCCUUCGUUUGGAUCGGACUGCACUACGCCUCCUCCCUCCAUUACUGGUUCUGGGUUGAUGACCACGUUGUUAAAUUUGAACACUGGGGUUCCGGCGAACCACAAGAAAACUGUGACACCAGUGGAGCCAUGCAGAAAAAAGAAGACCAUUUGUGGUUUAGCAAGUCUGAUCAUGAUAAGUUUAAUUUUAUCUGUGCUGUAAACUAAGAGCUGGGAUGUCUGAGUUCUGGUAAAUGUACUUUCAGAGAAUCAUCAGGUGAAAAACUAAUAUUGGUAUGCUCAUAGAAAAACUUUGUUUCUGGCAAUUUUAGGAACAUUUAGAGUGUUUCUUUUUCUCUGUUGUUCUGUUUGUGUCUUUCUAUCUUCACAUGGACUUUGCAUUGGACUUUCAUUCAUAUUUCAUUCAUUUCUGUAGCCUAAUCAUUACCAGUACAUGCCACUAUAAAAUAUCAGACCUCUACUGGUUGCUCCUUUAUGUAACAAAAGGUGAUGGUUUUGUGUGUGAGAGUUUAAAAAAAAAAUCACAAUUCAGCAAUGGUGCAUAUUUGGCAUACUAGCACAUGGACUGAACAUUUUUUUUAAACUUGAAAAGUGAGACUAUGCAGAAAAAAAAUUAAAUGUUGUUCAAACAGUUGGUACAACACAGUUUUUAUGUUUUAGCAGCUAUUUUAAUAAAACCCUAAUAAUAAUAUAUAACAACUUGUAUCCAAAAACAGUCUGGUGUUCACUCGUUUAAUGACCACAUAAGCAGAUAUUCAGGUAACAUUACCUUGUGCAUAAAGUUAGUUAUGGAAAUGCAGUUCAUCAAAUUUCCUCCAACUUUUCCUCCUUGAGCAGCUGAUCUUGAUUAUAAUAGACGUAACACCUGAAGUAGCAACACAGGGAAACUCACUCACACCCAGGUCAGGGGAGAUGAAGGAAAUGUGAAGAAAUGCACCUUCUGGGGCGUGCUGUGUUGGCGUAGGGGAUAGCGCAACCCACAUUUGGAGGCCUUGAGUCCCCGAUGCGGUCGUCGCGGGUUCGAUUCCCAGACCCGACUGACAUUUGCUGCAUGUCUUCCCCCCUUUCCUGCCAGCCUACUGUAAUAUAAGGGACAAAAGACCCCCUGGAGGAGAAAAAAAAAAAGGAAAUGCACCUUCUCAUAACCUGAAGAAUUGGCUCCUAAUGUAUUACAAGCAUCAUCAUGCUCAGACAUGACACCAGAGAGA
This is a messenger RNA of Gambusia affinis (western mosquitofish), 2001 nucleotides long. RefSeq names its product fucolectin-3-like. The record is from RefSeq and is a predicted model, not a curated record. The transcript is spliced from 5 exons. Bases 134 to 1000 code for a protein of 288 amino acids. NCBI's taxonomy places the organism in Eukaryota, Metazoa, Chordata, Actinopteri, Cyprinodontiformes, Poeciliidae.